AUGAAUUCGAGGCUAACCGAAGCGAAUAGCUCCGAGGCAUCUUCGUCGCGCACGCUCACGGUCGAACACCCCAACGCUUCGGAUACGCAGCCGCACGAUGUGGGGAUCCUGCGCCUUCGACCCGAACCGCGCUCGCGUCCCGGCGUCGACCAAACCAGCAGCACUGCGGGUGCAAGCACUCGUCGGGUAGUCUGGACCGAAGAAACCGUGGACAACGAAGGCCUCGGACGGAAAAAGUCCAAGAUCUGCUGCAUCUACCACAAGCCAAAGGCAUUUGACGAGUCGUCCGACGAGUCCUCGUCUGCCUCCGACUCUUCCGAAAGCAACUCGGAUUCGGACGCAGCUUCUUCGGAUUCCGACUCGGGUCCAGCCCUGUCAAAGGCAGCCAAGGAGAAACUCAAACAGCGCACCAAACAUCGCCACCACCACCAACACGCCGAGGGCUGCAAUCACGCAAAGUCGCGCUCGUCCACAACAACCAUUACACAGCAGCAGCCAGAUCAGGAUCAGAACGCGCGUUCAGCCCACGAACAUGAGCCAGCCGACAACUUCCGCCCCAAUGCCUACGAACGAGGCACAAGGUAG
This is a messenger RNA of Moesziomyces aphidis, 585 nucleotides long. The record is from the annotation of a GenBank genome assembly. Lineage: Eukaryota; Fungi; Basidiomycota; Ustilaginomycetes; Ustilaginales; Ustilaginaceae.